Molecule: messenger RNA, 2397 nt
Organism: Patella vulgata (common limpet)
Lineage: Eukaryota; Metazoa; Mollusca; Gastropoda; Patellidae
Exons: 5
Coding region: 712-1899 (395 amino acids)
Molecular function (GO): protein binding
Source: RefSeq, a predicted model, not a curated record
CUCCCGUGAACCUCCGAUUUGGGCACAAAUCAGCGAGGCUUCUUAAAUUCAACUAAAUUGUUAUAUUGUGUUCCACAGUCAACAUUUUUGGGGUUAUUGGCUGUUAUUUUGGAGUUAUUGGGUAAUUCGACGCAAAUUGUUAUUAUGUGUUAUUUUGGAGUUCGGCCUAUUGGGUAAUACGACGCGCCCUACGUUAUCAUAAUCAUGAUGCAUAUAUUUGAAAUGAAUUCCGGUAGUCUUUCAAAUAAAUUCACCUACAGCGCCCUUUUCUGGCCAGCGGAGAGAUCAAAAUGUAUUAUACAUUUAAAAUAAGUGAGUUUUGUGGGAGGAAUCCGGGAUUUUAGAAGUGAAUUCCGGUGAAUUCCGGUGAUUGUAAAUGAUUUCCGGUGAAUUCCGGUGAUUAGUCUUCCCGCCUGUGGCUGCAUAUUUUUUUCAUUUUGGUCGAAAUACGUUUGAUUUCAGUUUAAUUGAUGUAAAUGUAUCAUUAUCCAGUCUAUUAAUGCAAUAUGUAGUACUUACUUACAUAUAACCGUCACUGGUGUAAUGGAAAGAGAUGUUAUAAAAUGAUUUGAAGUCAUAACGAUUAGCCUAUCAUAAUGAUAAUAGGCCUACUAAUGAUAUUAAAUAUGAAUUACUAUUUUUAUUAUUAGCCUUUCUUUUGAAACUAAAUAAAUCGCACAUAUUUCUUUUUACAAUAAAAAUCUCAAUCAAAUGGGUGAGAUUUUUCAUGGUUUUGAGUUGCUGCUCUUUAAAAGGUUCCAGUCUCACCCCGACCAGUGGAGAGAAUGGAGAGGAAAAUUAAUGGAGAAAGUUGGGAAAUCGGGAUUGGUCAUUGAAGAUUUAGACGAUUUGGGUAAUAUCCCUCAAAAUCUCUGGUAUUUAUCUGUAUCACUGCAUACCAGACAGAAAUAUUUACUCUCAUUGAUGAAAGAUGAAAUAGAAAGAGAGAAGAAAAAGCAAAUACCUCGUCAAAAUGAAACUUUGUUAUCACAGUAUUUGUCCCAACACCAGUUUACAGAGUUCCAUUUAGACAGUAUGUUUAAAUAUGGCGAUGAUAAUCGACUGGCGAGAGAGAUAUUUCAGUGUAAGAAUGUGCGCUAUUUGUCCUUGAAGUAUAACAGUUUAGACAGUUUACCCCCAGAUAUAGGACGUUUAACAAAACUUCAAUAUCUUGCCUUAACAAACAAUAAAUUACAAGUGCAAUCCAUUCCAUAUACUUUAAGAUUCUGUAAAAACCUCAAAACAUUACUACUAGACAAUAAUCUACUGGAUGCUUUGCCUGGAUAUCUUCUACAAAUAUCCUCCAUAGAAACUAUUCAUCGACAUGGAAAUCAUAACUAUUUUAAAGCCACUUUUAUGUGGUAUCAUACAGAUGUAAACUACCGUAUUAUACCAAUAUUUGAAACAAAUGAUAAUGGUGUCUUGCAGAAACAUGAGAGUCUACAGUUUUGGGCAGCAAAAGCAGUGAUUGCUUCCAAAAAAGACUUCUUUAGUGAUCCUUCUGUUGCUAUUGUUUUAAGAGAUUAUAUAGCAGAUAUAUAUUCCUUAUUUAAUAUCUGUCACAAUUGUUAUACAGCAACUUUAGCCAAUAAACCAGGAUAUAAAAUCAUCACUUUCAAAAAUCCAUAUUUGGGUAAUACCUGUGUACCAUUCCAACACUGGGCAUGUUCUGCAGAUUGUGCUCGGGCUUUAGAAGUACCAGCAAGGAUCGAACAAAUCCAGGCCUCGCAGGAACUUGAUCGUAAAUAUGACGACUAUAUAGAAGAUUGUCAGAAUCGAUUUUACAAUAGCCGUAAAUCUAUGUUAUCUUGUAGUUCUAUAUCCACUCCCAGUACAGAGGUUGGUUUGUCAUCUAGUCCUGAAAUCAUCAACAGUAAAUGUCAUUGUCAGAUAUUAUAAUGUGAAAUCUUAUGCCGUCCUCAAUAUGAUAAAAUACACAAUUAAAAAUGUAUUUUUUAUACUGUAUUACAACAGAAUAUCUGUAAGUAACAUGUUUAAUUUAUAGUAUAUCUAUAGAAAACAGUUACUUCUUACGUGCAAUUUGAUAUGUAAAUAGUUUAACUAGAAAAUGAUCUUCACAAUUGAAAGUGUUCAUAAUUUCAACUUCAUAACACUUUAAAAUAUUCCCCCUUACAUACCAUCCUGUUACUUUUCAAUGUACAAACUGGGACUUUUCAUCACUGGAUUCAAGAAGGAUUAUUACUGAGCAUUUUCUUAACUUCAACCUGUUCUGUUAAGUAAAAAUGUACUCUAUGUUUGGGUUUUUUUUUCAAAUCUUUGAUUUAUAUGGCAAGUUUCUUUAUAUAUUUAUUGUCAUUUUUAUUUUUGAAAAGUUCAGUAUUUAUUUAUAGUUAUUCAUUAUUUGGGAUGAUGAAUAAAUCAAGACCAUUACUAGUC